CACGCAAAAAAAACCAGUCGAAAAAUCCACGAAGGUUAACCUACGAAAAAAAGACAGGCGCUCGCUCCCUCGUGCCCUCGAUGCACUUGCCCACCGCCGCUCUCCUCUGCCCCAACCCCAACCCCGCCGCCGCCUCAAUCCCACCGCCGCCGGCCUCCUCCUCCUCUAGCGCCUCCGCUCCAGCCCCUCACCUUCUCAGCCUGGAUCCGCACGACAAGGUGUGGGGCUAUGGGAGAGAAGGCUCCAUAUCGCGCGACAAGGUGAGGGGGCGCCCAGAUCCGCAGCGGCACCACCGCGCCCUCGUCCACCUGGCCCUCGAGGUCGGCCAUGGAGGUCCGGCCCGACCAAUGGAUGGAUGGGGAUGAAACCCUAGCCCAACACCCACCCAUGGAUGGAUGGGGAUGGGGCGACGACGGCGGUGGCGGCGGCGGCCUUCUCUCGGUGCUUGCUGAUGUGGUGGACAUCGACGUCGGUGACGGGUUGCAGCACGUAGACAUCAAAGGCUGCGGGUGUCACGGAGGAGCACCAUGGCGGGCGUGCAGACCAUGGCUCGCUAUGGAAGGCCCUUCCCUUCCCUCUCUCUGUUCGGGCCAUGCUCAGGCAGUCUUUUCUCUUCUCUUCCCGCAAAAAAAGUCUUUUCUCUUCAUGAUCUGAACAUGUUGAAGGCCAUUAUUUCUCCACUGCCGGAGUCUAGCCUCCCUCCGUGGGAUGCCAUGGAGAUGAAACUCCCCUCGACGAAAGAAUUCAAGGGCAUGUGGGAGAGAGAGGAGGUCCAUGGAGAAGAAGCUCUGCUCCAACCCUCCCUGCCUCCUAAUACAAGAUGUCUUUUUUUGUGUGUGCUUGUAUUGCAGCAGCCAUGCCAUGGAGGCUUUGAUGAGCACGAGGGGAAGGCCGCUGCUUCAACCCCGUUAAGCUUACGUGUGGGAUUUGCUUCGGAAGUUGUCCACGUGAGUCAAUGGGUGCUGCUUCAUGUGGGCAUCCUUUCUGUGGUGUAUGUUGGAGAGGUUACACACCUGAUGAUGUUUACGGCUAGGCACAGGAACAAGCAGAGGCCGAGGAAGUGCGGGCACGCGCAGCUGGCCUUGGCAGGUGUAGGAACCGUGCGAGGAAGGUUCAGCGCGCUGCACAAGUCGGGCCACGCCCGGAGCGCCGUGCCAACGCAUGUGUGCGUGGUCGGUGGGUUAGCCAAGAUCUGCAUUCUGCGACUUCAUCUUCACCAUGGACACAAGCAAGGAUUGAUUGGUGGUUCUUGGUAGCGGUGCCGAGCAUCGGCGGAUCGAAGUGGUCGAGGUCGCGGUUAAUCCACCAGGACGAGACAUGCAUCUUGGAGCUAGCGCAGAGGGGGGAAGAAGCAGGUUGGUAUGGCCCGGAACUUUUGCGCAAAGAAAACACACACAGGGCAGGAACAUGACUACUCUUCCCCUUCCAAGUUUUUGAUCGAUCGAACUCUUCGGUGACCAGAAAA
Molecule: messenger RNA, 1465 nt
Organism: Aegilops tauschii subsp. strangulata
Lineage: Eukaryota; Viridiplantae; Streptophyta; Magnoliopsida; Poales; Poaceae
Source: RefSeq, a predicted model, not a curated record